AUGUCCUCGCCACCACCUUCAGAUGAGUCUACCAGAACAGAUGACGAGUUAGUCUAUGAUAUAAAGCACCUGAACGAGCCACAGAAUUACUUGCGUAUCCCAGGUGUCAUGUUCGACGAAAUACCAGACCUGAUCCCAUCUGAACACUCCGCGGCCCUCUACUAUCUCCAACCCAAAGAGUUCAACCUCAAUCUCUCAUGGGAUGAUUCUGACCCUGAGCCUGAUCCCUCCUUUUGGGACGAGUUUUUCGAGCGAGUGCUUGCUAACCUCGGAAACGAGGCUGAAAAGUUUGGCAUGACUUCUUUAGACGUCAUGUGGAUUAUGUACUUGUACACUAGAGCUUGGGAGAAUACGCCUCUGUCGCUGAGGACCAAACAGGCGGGGUAUUGGCGCAAUGCAAACCUCCAUUAUUUGCACGAUUUGCUGCCGGAAUGGGUUGGGAUGUUGAAGACUAAGAAGUUGAAGUGGACGACUGUUUUUGGUGAACUGUUUGGAGUUGGGCGAUGAUGGAUGAUAGCUGACGCGGAAGAUACGAUAGAAC
Molecule: messenger RNA, 541 nt
Organism: Colletotrichum godetiae
Lineage: Eukaryota; Fungi; Ascomycota; Sordariomycetes; Glomerellales; Glomerellaceae
Exons: 2
Coding region: 1-507 (168 amino acids)
Source: RefSeq, a predicted model, not a curated record